AUCAACACGACCAACAAACACCACCUUGCUAUGGCCUACUUCCGCAUUACACUCCUCCGCUCGGCCAUCGGUCUGCCCAAAAAGACCUCGGGCGUGCUGCACGCGCUCGGCCUCAAAAAGCGCCUGACGACCGUCUACCAACCCGUUUCGCAAUCAGUCGCAGGCCAAAUUUUCGCCAUCAAAGAAUUGGUCGAUGUCACAGAAGUGGACAGGCCGCUGACACAUGUGGAGAUGAAGGAGCUGAGAAGACCCGAUCCUGGAUUCUGGGUCGAGAGCAGGGCGCGAGAUGUCAGGAAGGAGCUCUGAAGGGAGAGUCAAAAGCUAGGGAUCAAGGACGGAUGACCUUGCCGUUACCCCCAGGCGAUGUCCUAGAUAUGGCGGGUCUCGAAGAGAUGGGGGGCGUGCCAGCACCACUUUUUGAACACGCCGUAACAUCUUCUGGCAGCAUCAAUGAUGUGACGUCCGCGAAGGAGACACUGGGCUAUUGACGUUGGAGAGGCUGCCUGCCGUCAAAUACAUCGGUAUAGCUUGGCUGUUGAUGCUCAGGCUGCUGGAAGGAGAAUCUGGAUGUCCAACGGCGACAUGGCCCGUCCAUGGAUGAAGAAACACGGUCAUGACAUUGACAAGACGAUAUUGACCUUUUAUGACUGCACGAGCAACCGAGCCAGCUCUAGCGAAGUACACACCGCAGCGGGAGCAGAAGGAGGUCUUUGACAGAGAAGGAAUCUUGACAGGCGAUAAUAUCAUGCGGCGGCGCUGACCAUUUCUGUCUCGUUGAGCCAAGUUGAGCCAAGGCAAAUUUUUUCACCUGUCCAACGGUACCAGUAUUGUAUUUACAAGAACAAAAAUGAUACAAAUGCUGCGCGACAAAAUCUCUUGAUUCCAAUAGGUCUGCUGCACUGGAGUCGCACAUGUAUGUACCUACUAUAGGAAGUCACCUCAAGCAUCA
This is a messenger RNA of Sphaerulina musiva SO2202, 949 nucleotides long. RefSeq lists its product as uncharacterized. The record is from RefSeq and is a predicted model, not a curated record. Gene Ontology annotation, molecular function: structural constituent of ribosome. The coding region runs from base 31 to 306 and encodes 91 amino acids. Gene Ontology annotation, biological process: translation. Gene Ontology annotation, cellular component: mitochondrion; large ribosomal subunit. The transcript has a single exon. NCBI's taxonomy places the organism in Eukaryota, Fungi, Ascomycota, Dothideomycetes, Mycosphaerellales, Mycosphaerellaceae.